AAAAAAAAACCCACACAACCUCCUUCCUCCCUUCCUUCGGGGAGGGAAAAGAGAAGGGGGGGUGGGGGGGAGAGGAAAAUCUAUCUCCAGACAGACAGAAAAGAAAGAGGAGCAAAUUAACAACCAGGAGUUGCCAAAACCAGGAUAUUAGGUUUCAGCCCAGAGAGCUAUUGGCUCUGGGGCUAUGUAUAUAAAUAUAUAUCUAGAGAGAGAGCGAGCGAGAGGGGAGACGAGGAGGAAGAAGAGGGAUAUUUUGUGGGUGGCUGUUGUUUGGGCAGAUGUGGCUUCACAUGGAAAUGAACUAUAUAUAUAUAUAUUUAUUCUUCCGCGAGGCUGGUGGUGGUGGCUGCUGAGGGCACUUAAAAAAAAAAAAGUUGCUUCUUAAAAUAAAGGCGGAGGGGGGGGUGUGUAGAAAGGAGAGAUAAGGUUUCAGGUCCAGGCUGAUAGCUGCAGAGAGGGGAGAGGUUUGGGGUGGGUUGUGUGUUUUUUUUUCCCUUCUUGCUGAUGCCAUGCAAAUUCAGGAGAGGAGGGAAGAAAAAUCUCUUUUAAUGACUCAUUGAUUGAGCCGGUUUAAAAUUAGUUGUUGUUGUUGUCUUUUUUUUUUUUUUUUCCCCUCUUUAUUUUCCGCCCCCUUGACGGCCAUCAAGAGAGGGAUGGAAAGAGGAGAGGAGGGAGUGUGUGUGUGUCUAUGUGUGAGUGUGAGAGAGAGAGUGAGAGAGGGGGAUAGAGAGAGUGUGUGAGGGAGAAAGAAAAAUAAUCUUUUCAAAUCUCCUCCCUCUUUUUUUUCCCCCCUCGUUUCUUUGCUUUUCCUCUAAAGCUCUGUGGUCUGUGAAACACUCUUUCAUCCUCCUCGUCGGGAAGAUGGAGACACUCCGUCUCUCUCCCGGCCGUGCAGCUGGGAAGGAUUUUUCUUGCCUUUUUUCCCUUUUUCACUCCCGGCUUGAUUUUUCCCCUUUCCCCCGUCCGCUCGCCACCACCCUCACCUUGUCAUUUCUAUGAGCUCGUCUCUCACAUUUGUGCCUUCUGGGGAUCUAUUUUUCGCUCGUUUCCUCGUUUUCGGUGCCGCCACUAGAUUUUGAUUCUAUUCGUUUGAUUCUUUAUUUGCCAUUUCCUCGGGAUCGCUCCGUGCCUCCCGCUUCUAACCGAGCAAUGGAAGCGGUGCUGCUUUUUGUGGGUGCGCGUUGUCAUGGAUGAUGACGAUGAUGAAUCCUGUCUCCUUGAUCUUAUUGGGGACCCACAGGCGCUGAAUUACUUCCUCCAUGGACCUAGCAGUAAAUCUAGCAAUGAAGACUUGACUAAUGCAGAAUAUUCUGUAGCCAACUCAAAUUCCAUUUUCGCCAACUCUAGUAACACUGAUCCUAAGUCGUCUGUGAAAGGUGUAAGCAGUCAGCUUGGAGAGGGGCCUAGUGAUGGACUGCAGCUGUCCAGUAGCCUUCAGUUUCUUGAAGAUGAACUUGUAUCUUCUCCUUUACCUGAUCUUACUGAGGAUCAGCCUUUUGAUAUUCUUCAGAAGUCCUUGCAGGAGGCCAAUAUUACUGAACAGACUUUGGCAGAAGAGGCAUAUUUGGAUGCCAGUGUAGGUUCUAGCCAACAGUUUGCACAAGCUCAGCUUCAUCCUUCUUCAUCAGCAUCCUUUACUCAGGCUUCUAAUGUUUCUAAUUACUCAGGUCAGACGUUGCAACCUAUAGGAGUUACUCAAGUGGUACAGCAACCUGUUGGAGCAUCUUUUGCAAGCAAUACAGUUGGUGUGCAACAUGGCUUUAUGCAACAUGUCGGAAUUAGUGUUCCCAGCCAGCAUUUGUCUAAUAGCAGCCAGAUCAGUGGUUCUGGGCAGAUCCAGCUAAUUGGUUCAUUCAGUAAUCAACCUUCCAUGAUGACCAUUAAUAACCUUGAUGGAUCUCAGAUCAUACUGAAAGGCAAUGGUCAGCAAACACCUGCAAACAUGAGUAGUGGCCUCUUGGUUCAUAGACAAACCCCAAAUGGUAACUCGCUGUUUGGUAACUCAAAUUCAAGUCCAGUAGCACAACCUGUAACUGUUCCGUUUAACAGCACAAAUUUUCAGACAUCAUUGCCUGUCCAUAAUAUCAUCAUUCAAAGGGGUUUGGCACCAAACUCUAACAAAGUACCUGUUAAUAUCCAACCAAAGCCUGUCCAGAUGGGUCAGCAGACUGCUUACAAUGUGAAUAACUUGGGAUUACAGCAGCAUCACGUACAGCAAGGGAUUCCGUUUGCUUCUGCAAACUCACCUCAGAGUUCAGUAGUUGGUCCUCAUAUGUCCGUUAAUAUUGUUAAUCAACAGAACACGAGAAAAUCAGUUACACCUCAGACAGUCAGCAAUGCUGGAGGUAGUAUUGUUAUCCAUUCUCCUAUGGGACAGCCUCAUGCACCUCAGAACCAGUUUCUCAUACCUACAAGUUUGUCUGUUAAUUCUAAUUCAGUUCAUCACGUCCAGGCCAUAAAUGGACAACUUCUUCAGACUCAGCCUUCCCAGCUGGUUCCUAGCCAAGUGUCUGCUGAGCAUGUAAUGCUCAACAGGAACUCUACAAACAUGCUAAGAGCCAACCAGUCGUAUUCAGGGCAGAUACUGAAUAAUCAAAACACAGCUGUUCAGCUUGUUUCUGGCCAGACAUUCACAGCUCCUGGAAACCAAGUCAUAGUCAAUCAUGGAACCUCACAGAUUGUGGGUGGACAGGUACCCCUGCAGCAGGCGUCACCAACCGUGUUGCAUUUGUCACCCAGUCAAGCUAAUGUUUCUCAAGGUAGAUCGAGUUUUACCACGAUGUCCCCCGGGCAGUCUGCAGUCUCCAACAUGUCGGCUUCGAACCGAUUUGCUGUUGCAAGUUCUUCUGGGUCAGUACAUCCUAGCUUGGGACCAUCCGUUCAGUCUGUUGCAUCAGGAGGAAACUUCACUGGAGAUCAGCACACACAGAACAGAACUCAAGUUCCCAUCAGCGCAUCGCAUCGUCUUCCAGCAUCCUCUUCCAAAUCUGUCAGCACCUUCAGUCACACGUCAGUGGGAGUAACACAACAGCAGUUUGCUUUUGGUCAGAAGAAAUCUCUGAACCAGACAUCACCAAUUUCUGCAUCGAAGACACAGGAUAAUUUGAGACAGCCUCAGCUAACGAGUCUCCUGAGCAACACACUAUCAGGACAGGACUCUGGAGGAAAAAUCGUGCAGCAGUCUCUAGGAUCAGCACAGCCACAAGAAAAAGUAAUAGGAUCAUCAUCAGUUCAACAGAGCAUACAGGUGGACGGUCAUUUAGUUGGACAGAAAAGGCCUGCUGCUAAACAGUUAACUAAAGGAGCUUUUAUUCUCCAACAGUUACAGAAGGAUCAGAUGCAUGCUGUGACACCAGAUAAAAGCCAGUUCAGAUCAUUAAAUGAUGCAGUUCAGAGACUCCUUUCAUACCAUGUGUGCCAGGGAUCGCUGCCAACAGAGGAAGACUUGAGAAAAGUGGACAGUGAAUUUGAAACUGUAGCUACACAGCUUCUGAAGAGGACACAGGCUAUGCUGAACAAAUACAGAUGUUUGCUUAUAGAAGAUGCAAUGCGGAUAAAUCCCUCUGCAGAAAUGGUUAUGAUUGACAGGAUGUUUAAUCAAGAAGAAAGGGCAUCUCUGACCCGGGAUAAGCGUCUUGCACUUGUGGAUCCUGAUGGUUACCAGGCUGAUUUUUGUUGUUCUGCCAAACAAUUUGAUAAAGCAGUUGAAGAAGCACAGUCCAGCAAAAGCGACCAUCAGCCUAACAAAACAUUAUCUUCCCGAAGUCAGACUACCAAAACCCAAGCCAGAGACCGACCAAAAUCCAGCUCAGCAGAGUCCACAAAUCACAGUAAACUUCCUCUAGUGCCUAACAACGUUGUGACACCACAAGAAGGAAUAGCUUCUACUAAAAAGUCGGAGAGCCUCACUAAAGCUUUAAAGUUUGAGAAAGCUAACUGUUCUUCUGAGAGCCAGUACGUGGCCCUCUCUGAAGAGAAGAUGGCUGGGAAAGAUCUUGCCAAGUCCACAGAGAAUUCUUUGAGUUCUGAAGACUUGUCAAAAACCGUGUCACGAGCCGGUCCUGGAACACACAACAAAGUAACAAGGAACACAGUUCAGUCUUUCUCAAAGGUAACGUGUAAUAAUUCCCUCCAAGACAAAACUCUGAGGAGCUCUCCAAAGAAUGAGGUUUUACAUCCUGAUAAUAGGAAAGGCUCUGGUGAACCCCAGCAAGACUUACUGCUCAGUAAGAGUUUAGAAACUACAUUUAAAAACAUCUUGGAACUUAAAAGAGGUGGGAGACAGCCACAGAAUGAGGCGACAAGUAGUGGCUCGGUUGAAUUAGAAUUCCCUAAUUUUUCACCUAUUGCUUCACAGGAAAACUGCCUGGAAAAAUUUAUUCCAGACCACAGUGAAGGUGUUGUAGAAACUGACUCUAUUUUAGAAGCCGCUGUAAAUAGUAUCUUAGAGUGUUAAUAGUUCCAGUACCAUGGACAAGUGAUGUUUCUCUUGGCAGAAGCAAAUGUGAAUGACACCACAAGUACAGCCUGACAUGCAUUUAAGGUUAACCUUUCUAAACUAGAUUCUGUUUGGUGUUUGAGAGCAAUACUCAUUGUGGUUACAGUGAGAGAUCCAAGUAAAGUUAAUCCUUGGUAGAAUGCAGUCUGUUAGGGCCUUACUAUUUCAAGUAUUAUUAUGCUAGUGCUUUUGAUAAUUGUGCAGUACUGCAACAUCAGAAGGUUGCAGGUCGUUCGGCCCUAUGUAACACGGUAGUAUACUGACAAUCACAGUCAUUUGAAAGGAUAUAUUUAUUAAGAAAGUGUUUUUAAAAAGUGAUGGAAGCAACAAUUCUCCCCUACCCUUCUCUUCCACAUGUCAUCCAGUUUUUAGUUAUUCUGGGAAACCCACUGUACCUCUAUUCAGAAGAUUUGCUUUGUUGGUGAAUCUGUGUUCUGGGAUUCUUCAGUUGGAAGGGUAUCAUCAGUGUGUUUACAAGGCUUCAUAAGUUAAAGUGCUUUUCUAUUGCUUUCUGAGCAGAAACUAGUACUUGAUAUAUUUGUAGUAGGUAACUUUAGUCUGUGGGAUGGUAUUAUAUGAUCUUAGUCACAGUGGCAUGAUAUGAAGUAAUAAAUGCUUGACUAAGGAAGGUAGAAUGGAAGCCAGGAAAUGGCAAAGUGUACAGGAUGAGGCCAUGCUAGAGCCAUGAAUUUAUAUAUAUAAUACAUAUAUAUGUUAACUCUUGAGGAAAAGAUUUUGCAUUUUAUAAUUGGAUGUAGUCAGCCUCGAGUCUUUCUGAAGUGGUAUAACUGUUCUUUUUUAUGUUGUUUGUUUUUUUAUUUUAGACCAAGUGUCAAAAGCACUUUUAUUUGAGAACUGUUCUGAUAUUUGUAGCUUCUGUUUGAAGAGGACAUUAGCCUUACUCUGAUUCAAUUUGGAGGCCAGUGUUUUAUUUUUCUGCUUUUUGCUGUCAGAGAAUGUUAAACCAUCCACCAUAGCAGUCAUCAUGAUCAAGAGCUGUACAGACCAAAGUCCAUCAGCAAUCCCAGUGUUGAAACAUAUCGCCGAGUGUGUAAUGAUUCACUCAGCUUUGUAGAGCCAAGGGAGACCAUUGCAUGGUUUGGAUUUGGCUUGCUGUCAUGUUUUUAAGAUAGAAUCUUACUAUUUUAUUUAUUUAUUUUAAUCUAUGACUUUUUGCUGCCCAUGCUGCUUUUUCCUCGUUUACUUUGGUCACGAGUGCUUUUGUGCACUGACACUUGUCACGUGCGUGUAAUACAUAUGUCUGCUCAGGAGGAUCUAGCUUUUGUGGUUUCUAAGGUAUGCUCACGUUCUGCCCCCAGACUUUCUCCACUAUUUCUUAGAAGAAUUACCAGCCAUUUUCCAGACUUGCUGAUUACAACUUUCAUGUUAGAGAGGCUCAUUGUGACAAGCCGUGGUUGUCAGUCAGAUUGCCAGGAAAGAAAACAAAAGGUUUUGCUGUUGUGUGGUUCAGUCCAGCUGAAUAGCGCAGAAGGAAGCGGGAUUAGAUCCUUGUGACAGGAGAAGAUUACAGUGCGACUCAGCAUUGAGCUGCAGUCCACUGUCGGACCACUAAAGGAAACCAAAUCUAGAAAGCAACGUGAGAAAGAUGAACUUCCUUAAAUUCAUUUGCCCUUCAACGUGAAUGGAAAUACUGGGUUUAUGUGUUACUAAUUGCCAUUUAAAAAAGAAAUGUGCCAAUUUUGAAGUAGCUGUUUGUAAACCCCAACAUUCCCAAGUGUUGUAUAAAAUAUUCACGGUAAUAAUAAGUAUUGCCAGUUUUAAAUUUUUAGUUAGGUGUCCAUAGAAUAGGCUCUCGGGCGUUGUUUCCUUAUGGGCAAAACUGACACUAGACGUCUUCACCUCUUGCCUUUUUAGUUUUUACAAUAUGCUCAUCGCUGUGUAUCCUGAUGUGUGUUUUAGUUGGUCAUUCUGGAAGCUGAACCAUUCUACACUGUCUAGGAAGGGAAACGGGGGGUUACACAGCUCUGUGUGAACUAGUUACAGUUUUCAAAAGGAAAAAAAGUCAAGUUGCACAUUGAUUGAUCCACGUGCUUUUUGUACCACCUCCAAAUGGGUACAUGGGGUUUCCAGCCUCUCGACAGCAAAUACAUAAUUGAAGUCUCAGGCUACGUGUCUUCUGUUGGAUCUCAUUUGGGGAUAGGGGACAAUAGCAUAGAAAAAACGUCAAAUUCCAAGAGGUAAUCAUGGUUGAUUUGGUCAUACACAUUUCUCUGAACUUCUGAGAGGAACCCAUUGAACAGUCCGAGCAAGAUUAAUGUUAGAUUUGUUAGUGUGCUGUUGUUCACUCCUUUGAAUUCAAUUCUAAAGGAAUUCCGGUACGUGGUGAAGCAGUAAAUGAAAGAAGUGUAUUUUUGUGGUGCUUUAAAAAGAAAAAGACGAAUUUAUAAAUCAUAUGGGCUCAUGUCCAGCAAAGUCUUGUGAAUGUGCAUGACUUUACGACAUGUUUUCAUUAUUUUGCUGGAUCCGCAUUGUGAUUUCAAUGUUAUUUAAUACUGCCUAAUAGUAAAACAAAUUUUCAACUGGCAAUUAAGAAAACUAUGUUCAUUUUGAAGAUUUUAGUAUAAUUUAUCUGUUAGAUUAGGGAGGCCUUACAGACUGACUUCACUUAAAGAGGAUGUGUCACUUAUUGUCAGUGUGGUAUGGACUUUAUUUGCUUAAAUACCUUCAUUUGUAAAGUAUGUCUCACUUGAAAUUGCUUUGUAUACAUUUUGUAAAAAUAUUUAUAAAAUGUUUUGUAAAAAAAGAAGUAUAACAAAUUGCAGUUUAUUUUGUUAUGUUGGAUAAAUACUGUUAAAAGACACAAGUCAGUAAAUAUAUUGUUAAUCCAUGGAUAGGAAAUGUUUAGUUGGAGAUUACAAAUUGAAACAACCAUUGCAAUACAGCCAAAGAUUUGGGAAAAA
This is a messenger RNA of Strigops habroptila (Kakapo), 7419 nucleotides long. It is a transcript of the gene BICRAL, whose product is annotated as BRD4 interacting chromatin remodeling complex associated protein like. Lineage: Eukaryota; Metazoa; Chordata; Aves; Psittaciformes; Psittacidae. Gene Ontology annotation, biological process: positive regulation of DNA-templated transcription. The record is from RefSeq and is a predicted model, not a curated record. The transcript is spliced from 12 exons. Gene Ontology annotation, cellular component: SWI/SNF complex. Bases 1187 to 4456 code for a protein of 1089 amino acids.